GAUGAUGAUGAUUACCGGCUCUUUCUACUUUCCUAAGUGGGCCAACUUCGGGCAAGCAGGGGCGGGGCUAAAGAAGGAGGGCCUCAAUUUUAAAAGGCACCGCCAGCCACAUGAGUGCACAACAAACGCAACAUGAGCCGCGACGAUGAAGCCAGCCACGUUUUCAUCCUCGAGAGGCAACGGCGAGAGCUGCUGAGCAUUAACCAGAAAUGGGCAAAAGAGUACAACAACAUGGUGGCCUACUACCAACGCAAGCUUCUAACUCUUCAGGCGUCACCAAAACAUCCAGAAAACGUCACAAAAGAAACAAAAUCACUGAGCAAACACCUACCUGAGGCUCUGGAAUCAAGACUCCCUUCAGGAACACUAAAGGAACGAGAAACGACUCCAAGUGACCUCUGGAGGCAUCAGGCGGAGGUGUUCAAGGAGGAUUUUGCCAAGGAGCGAAGGGACCGCGAAGAGCUGCAGCACAAAUACGAGGAGCUGAGCAAGAAACUGGUUUCAACCAGAAAUGAGUUGCACCACCUUAAAUCACAGGCCACUUGGACACGUAUUCUACAUCCGGUUGUGGAGUGCACGUGCCAACGGACCGACCAGCGCAACACUGGCUUCUGAAAGGGACAACAUCUAAUUGGAAAUCCUCAACAUCUGCAAGAGUGCUGAACAGUCUUCUGGUUGGUCAUCAACAAAUCUGAAAUUCCGCCACAGCAUUGUGAGGGAAAUCUCUGGCGCCCUCUAGCGGUCUUCCACUACAAUUACUAGUUAGUUUUCCCUUCAGGUGUGAGAAACAACAUGAAUACCUCGUAUGUUGAUAAAGUGUACACUUUUAAUACUCUUCAGACAAAUAAAGAACAUUUGCUUCUACCUCACAUGAAAAAAGGCACAAAUUGUCCUUGAUUGUCACAAGCACAUAUGAUUGUCUGUUGCAUUAUAAAUAGUCAUGUGGACGCUCGGUCCAAAACGGAAUAAUUUACAAAUGUGUCUUAUGGUAAAAAUGGGUGAGUUUAGAACAUUUUGAGUGGAUUAAAUUCGAUUUACUAGCUCGCAUAAACCAGAAAUGUUUUUAAAAUUCGGCAGAGGAACCAUCUGGACCAGAGGCUUUACUGUUGUGCAAUUCUGUGACAACUGACCGGCUGAAAUCUUGAAAAUAAAUACUUCCUUCAGCUCUU
Molecule: messenger RNA, 1169 nt
Organism: Corythoichthys intestinalis (scribbled pipefish)
Lineage: Eukaryota; Metazoa; Chordata; Actinopteri; Syngnathiformes; Syngnathidae
Product: TNFAIP3-interacting protein 3-like
Exons: 7
Coding region: 133-615 (160 amino acids)
Biological process (GO): cellular response to lipopolysaccharide; regulation of transcription by RNA polymerase II
Source: RefSeq, a predicted model, not a curated record